Eimeria maxima is the source of this 798-nucleotide messenger RNA. RefSeq lists its product as hypothetical. The record is from RefSeq and is a predicted model, not a curated record. The transcript has 2 exons. Lineage: Eukaryota; Apicomplexa; Conoidasida; Eucoccidiorida; Eimeriidae. Bases 1 to 798 code for a protein of 265 amino acids.
AUGUCUCCUCCCCUCUUCCUACUUGCUGCCUCUGCUGCUGCCUCCUUCGCUCUAGGCCCCGAAGCCUCUGUGCAUGCCUUUAACCUGCAGCUCAAGACAGGCAGACCCGUAGGAGUUCCUUCUCUCGUGUCUUCCUCCACCGAUCUGUUGAAGGGGCCUUCCUCAGCGCCUGGCGCUCCUCUAGCAACAGCGGGGGCUUCCUCCCUUCCAGUGAACGAGUUGCGCCUUCAUGCGGCCCCCAGCCCUCCAGGAGAGGAAGCGGCCCCUUCUUCUGGAGUAGACAGCAGUGUGCUGGCAAUGGCUGCCUUCCUGCGCUGCCAUAAGCCUCUGCUGAACGACCGAGGCCCUGAGUUGCCGGACGGCAACCUCUGCAUGCUGCUUCGGGGCUGUGACGCACACCAGCGGAUGAUAUCUCCACUGGAACUAAAGACAAACGCGCAGGCGUUGCCAGGCGCAGCGGCUGCAGGCGUGAUGGCGGCCAAGGGUACUGCUGCAGCAGAGGCCCUCUGUGAGCAACUAGGGGAAUCGCUCAAACUAGGCAAGGGGCCCCACGGGGUCUGCCCAGUGGAGCUUCUGAAGCUGGAAGUGGGGAAGGUCCACCGGUUGCUGCAGUUUGCAACAGCUGCGGGGCUCAAGAAGAACUUCAUGAGCUCCGAUGCUCUUCUCGUCAUGCUCGAGCUUUACGAGGAAGUUGGUCUUAAUAGCGACCAUAUUGUGCAAGUCGUCAAAGGUCUAAGAGAUUUCUAUCAGGCAAGUCUAGAUGAUGCUGCUGUUGCUUCUGCUGCUGAGAAAAUGUGA